AUGGCUGGAUAUCCGCGACCACUCAGCUUCUCGGACAAGCGAGGCAGCACCUUUGGCUGCGAUGACUUAUCGUUGCACACCAGCGGCGUCAAGAUGCCUCAAGCUCGACCUCCAAGGGGCCCCCCCACGCCGAGCAUGUCUACUCCUGCCGAGAACUUCGAGCAGGCGUUGGCAGGCUCGCCACCACACCCCCCAACCCCAGCUGCGUCACCUGGACCUGGACAUAUUCAACUGGAUUGGAGCGAUGCUGCCGACGAUGAAGAUUUCUUCCUUGCCAAAAUCCGCCAGCAUUUUCAGAACUGUACCGCUCCUCAACGGACACGGCUCUUGGCCGACCUCCUGAAUCUGUGCACGAGUCAGCAAUUGAGCUUCGUCCAUCAGUUUGUCAGCCCUUUGCUGAAAAAGGACCCCUUCACGAGCCUCCCGGAUGAGCUAUGUCUAAGAAUCCUCUCAUUCAUUGAUGACCCGAAGGUGCUUGCCCGUGCAUCACAGGUCUCGCGGCGGUGGCGAGAUCUUCUAAGUGAUGAUAUGACUUGGAAGAACCUAUGCGUCAAACACGACUAUCAGCGGAGGCUAUCGGAGGUGCAGUCGGCUGCGGCAGCAUCACAUGCGGUUCGCCCUGGCGCGUUUCCACUGAGCGUUUCAGACAGUGACUUCACGAACCACAGCUUCCCCGGCGCCUUGCCUCAGGCCGCCAUGCAUAUGUCAAGCUCUCGGAGUUUUGAUGGCUCGACGACUUCGAGCUUGCGCCCGAAGCUCAAGUCCUACAAGUCACACUUCAAACAGCGAUAUCUCGUCGACGCCGCUUGGAGGACGGGCGGACGCAACAUAACACGGAAUAUUACACAGGACGGGGGAGUGGUUACGAGUCUUCACCUCACUCCAAAGUACAUCAUCGUGGCUCUGGAUAACGCCAAGAUCCACGUGUUUGAUACUGAGGGCAAUGCGCAGCGAACCCUUCAGGGACAUGUGAUGGGAGUAUGGGCGAUGGUGCCAUGGGAAGAUAUGCUUGUUAGCGGAGGGUGUGAUCGCGACGUCCGAGUCUGGGAUCUGGCUACUGGGAACUGCCAACACACUCUACGAGGCCACACAUCCACCGUUAGAUGUCUCAAGAUGUCGGAUUCGAACACUGCGAUCUCUGGCUCCCGAGACACAACGCUAAGGAUAUGGGACGUGCGAUCAGGGCUCUGUAGGAAUGUCCUUGUCGGCCAUCAGGCAAGCGUCCGAUGUCUCGAAAUCAAAGGCGACAUCGUUGUCUCGGGCAGCUACGACACCACAGCCAAAGUAUGGAGUAUCUCAGAAGGACGAUGCCUACACACGCUGUCAGGACAUUACAGCCAGAUAUACGCAAUUGCUUUUGACGGUGCCAGAGUGGCCACUGGCAGCCUCGACACCAGUGUCCGGAUAUGGAAUGCUAUGACUGGUGAAUGCCAAGCUGUUCUUCAGGGCCACACCUCGCUAGUUGGCCAGCUACAAAUGCGUGGAGAUACGCUCGUGACGGGCGGAUCUGAUGGAUCUGUCAGAGUUUGGUCACUGUCCAAGUUCGUUCCGAUUCAUCGCUUAGCCGCGCAUGACAACAGCGUCACCAGCCUACAGUUUGAUGAUACUCGAGUUGUGAGUGGAGGCAGCGAUGGGCGCGUCAAAGUGUGGGACCUCAAGACGGGCCAUCUCGUUAGAGAACUCAUCGCCCAAGGGGAAGCCGUGUGGCGAGUUGCUUUUGAGGAGGAGAAGUGCGUCGCAAUGGCGCUACGAAAUGGCAGAACAGUCAUGGAGGUCUGGUCAUUCUCACCGCCAGAAGAAAUGCUCUAUGACAGGCCAAUUUCUUUGGCUCAGGGCUCCACAGAGGUCUCUGAUCAUGCUUCGGAUACACUCUCACUAGAUUUCAGGAGGUCGCAGAUUAGGCUUCCAGGGCUUUCACGGCUUGAUGCGGAAAGCCAAGAUGUCGACAUGAGGGACGUAGGGCCAUCGACCGCCCCUCUCCAGUCCAGUAACGCGACCUUUUUUCAUGACGACUAA
Messenger RNA from Thyridium curvatum, 2016 nucleotides. RefSeq lists its product as uncharacterized. NCBI's taxonomy places the organism in Eukaryota, Fungi, Ascomycota, Sordariomycetes, Thyridiales, Thyridiaceae. Gene Ontology annotation, cellular component: Set1C/COMPASS complex. Gene Ontology annotation, molecular function: histone binding. Bases 1 to 2016 code for a protein of 671 amino acids. The transcript is spliced from 5 exons. The record is from RefSeq and is a predicted model, not a curated record.